This is a messenger RNA of Pelmatolapia mariae (spotted tilapia), 3427 nucleotides long. RefSeq lists its product as uncharacterized. The record is from RefSeq and is a predicted model, not a curated record. Gene Ontology annotation, molecular function: nucleic acid binding. The coding region runs from base 16 to 1056 and encodes 346 amino acids. NCBI's taxonomy places the organism in Eukaryota, Metazoa, Chordata, Actinopteri, Cichliformes, Cichlidae. The transcript is spliced from 2 exons.
UUUGUGAAACAUACCAUGAUUACUUAUAUUGAAGUACAGUGUUGUACAGUGGAUGGUACAGUAUAUACAGUAAAGUACUGUAAGAAAAAUAAGCAAACCGAUGACAAUAUGUGGUUGUAUGUCUCUAGAAUGACUCGAAGACCUUCUGGGGGAGGACGCCAACGCCUGUUCACACAACAGCAGGAACUUGCCGUUGUGGACCUAGUGAGGGCAGACAAUGCCAUCCGUCUCCACCAGCUACGAAAGAAAAUACUUGCAGACAGGCAAGUGUUCAACAACAUAAACCAUGUGAGCAUCACCACCAUCAGACCCAUCUUGGGAAAACACAGCAUCACCAUGAAGCAGCUCUACAGAGUCCCAUUUGAGAGGAACAGUGACAGGGUCAAAGGCCUUCGAGCUGAAUAUGUACGGAGAAUCUUGGCCAUGGAUGGAGCUGCACAGCCUCAUGAAUUCAUUUUCAUUGAUGAAGCUGGAUUCGACCUGUGCAAAACAAGACGACGGGGUCGUCUUGUAAUUGGCCAAAGGGCAAUUGUGCACGUCCCAGGGCAGCGCGGGGGAAAUAUCACAUUGUGUGCCGCCAUAAGCCUUCGAGAGCUUCUGCAUCAUCAUGCAAAACUAGGUCCAUACAAUAGCCAACAUAUACUCACAUUUCUAGAUGCUCUCCAUAAUAUAGUUGUACAGAACAGACCAGAUCAGCCCAGGUUUGUGGUGAUAUGGGAUAAUGUCAGUUUCCAUCGGGCUGCUCUGGUCCAGGCCUGGUUCUCCAACCACAGUCAACUUGAAGUGGUAUACUUGCCCCCUUACUCACCAUUUUUAAACCCUAUAGAGGAAUUUUUUUUGGCUUGGAGAUGGCGUGUAUAUGACCGCCAACCACAUGCCCGCAUGCCUCUUCUGCAGGCAAUGGAACAGGCCUGCGGCGACAUUCAGGUGACAGCAAUCCAUGGAUGGUUUCGACAUGCAAGGGGAUAUUUUCCCCGGUGCCUAGCGGGAGAAGACAUUGCUUGCGAUGUCGAUGAUGUCCUGUGGCCAGACCCCAACAGACGGCGGGAUCCAUGAGCCCACGUAUGCACAAUUGUCAUGAUUUUUUGUGUUUACAGUAUAGUGUUGUUUUUUUUUUUUUUGCUUUAUCUGAAUUCAUGGUACUGCAAUGUACAGUGCUGCAAUGUACAAUAUUGAGUAGGCCUAUUUGCUUUUUUGGUUGUUUGAAAAUGUGUCUCCUGCAAAUAUGCCUUCUGAAUAAACAAUGAAACUCAAAGACUGCAGUGUUUUAUAUAAAGUAGACUAGUGUGUUCCCCCUGAUCUGAAAGUGUUUGCAUAUGAUGCAGGUAUGUGUCAUUUUGACAAAGGAAUGUUAGGUUUUGAUAGCAGAGUUUAGGUUUUGAGAGUAGAGUUUCAAUUUGGCACAGAUGUGAAUGGUAUAUUUCCCAGUGUUGUGUCAUGUUUAUUUGUGUUUAGAGUUUUGGCACAAUGAGCAAAGUUUUGCAAAAUGUGUUCAAGCAACGGGCAAAAACUGUAAAUCACCAAGGAUUGGCAACCUAUCAGUGGUCGGCAACAUCACAGACAGAAAGUCAGAAAAUUCCUGAAUGAAAUCACCUUGCUACCAUCCUAGCACCCCUAGUGGGGAAUGCCCCACAUCACACCAAAAACUCCACCGACUUCACCAACAAGGUCCAGAAACUUACACAUGAUCCAGAUGAAACCAUGGUGUCCUUUGCUGUAGUCUCUCUCUUGACGUGCAUACCCACCACGGAAGCAGUGGAGACUGUCAGAAAACGACUACAAGAAGACAGCUCCUUGGAAGACAGGACCAGCUUCACCCCGAUCAGAUCUGCACACUGUUAGACCUCUGCCUUACCACCACAUAUUUAAAUACAAUGAGGGUUUCUACAGACAAAAAACAUGGCUGUGCCAUGGGCUCCCCCGUGUCACCUAUUGUAGCCAACCUUUACAUGGAGGAAGUGGAAAGAAAGGCUCUUGGCUCUUUUAAAGGAAGAGUACCCAGCCACUGGUACAGAUAUGUAGACGACACCUGGGUCAAAAUCAAAACACAAGAAGUGGAAUCCUUCACUGCGCACAUUAACGCCAUGGAUAAAAACAACAAGUUCACCAGGGAAGACACAAAGGAUAACUGUUUGCCUUUCCUGGACUGCGCUGUGCACACUGAAGAGAAUGGAAACCUCAACAUUGAAGUUUACCGGAAGCCCCCACACACAGACCAGUACCUCCUCUUUGACUCCCAUCACCCUCUGGAACACAAACUGGGAGUAAUCAGGACCCUACACCACCAGGCAGAACAUGUUCCCUCUAAGCCUGAAGGGAAAAAGAAGGAACACACACACACGUAAAGGAAGCACUCAAAACAUGCGGUUAUCCUAAUUGGGCGUUCAUAAAGUCAGCAAAGAUGCACAGAAAAGAAGAUCAGACACCAGCGAGGGAGGAUAUGAAAGACAGACGCAACAACAUUGUCAUCCCCUAUGUAGCCGGUGCAUCUCCAAGCACGACAUCCCAGUGUACUUCAGACCCAGCAACACACUCAGAUGGAAACUGGUUCACCCGAAAGACAAAACUCCAAAACACAAACUUAACAACGUGGUGUAUGCUGUACAGCUGACCUCUACAUUGGAGAGACCAAACAGCCACUUCACAAGCGCAUGGCACAACAUAGAAGAGCCACCUCCACGGGACAAGACUCAGCAGUCCAUCUGCAUCUAAAAGGUCAAAGGUCACUCUUUCGAGGACGCCAAUGAUUACAUUUUGGACAGAGAGGACAGAUGGUUUGAAAGAGGAGUGAAAGAAGCCAUUUACGUCCACUGUGAGCGACCAUCUUUGAACAGAGGCGGUGGUUUACGACACCAACUGUCUGCCAUCUAUAAUCCAGUUCUGAGAUCCUUCCAAGACGCCUUAAUGCCCACUCACACCCUGGGCCAUCUGACCUCAGGAAAUCACAUGAUAGGGUGGGGCCAGGUUUCACAAUGAGCUCAACCAAAACCUUGGCUGAUUGUGACCUGCACCCGUUUUCACACCUUGGCUCAUGUGAUUAGAGGAUCACCAGGGGGUCCUUUGUCCCUCUUUGGGGGGACACUCCAACAGAGCUUAAAUCUGGGACUCCCCACCAUUUGACCCUAGAACUGAAGAAGCUUCUCGGAUGAGAGGUGAAACGUCUUCAAGCAACUUAAAGAAGUCCAGACGCUUUUCUUUCCAAGCUCCUUAGACUACACAUGUCUACCUUCUCUGUGCCCCCCUUACAGUUGACAUCAUCCACUCUUCCAUGGAGUCAGGAGUGUUAACCUCAGUGACUUCCAUCUUCAAGAUGCCAAUAAUACCUCCCACCCAUUCCACAGCAAGUCACAGGAGCACGUUCUGUGAGAGAUUACCCAGAGUCACCACUCAAUGACACAAGACAUCUUUCCUGUCUGUGGCUUCCUUU